AUGCACAAAUCGGCUGCUUUCGCGCUCCUUAUCGCCCAAUGCUUCGCGCAGACACAGGUCUCACCGGACCUGUACAAGAAGAUUGAGCGCUAUACAGAAUUCUCUGCUGCAUCCUAUGCCGACUCCUGUACCAUGCCUCCCUCUGGCAGCACCGUUGUGCAAUACUUCAACGACAACGCAACAGACUCCCAAGCCACCCUGUUCGAGGACGCGCAGGCAAAAGAGUUGAUUAUCGCCUUUCGAGGCACUUCCACUCCAAGGGACCUCGACACGGAUUUCAACUUCAGCCUGGUGCCCCUGACAGCGGCUGGGACGGAUUGCUCCAAGUGCAAGGUCCAUUCUGGCUUCCACGGAGCCUACGAAGCUUUGUCGGACGACGUUUCUUCCAAAAUCGAAUCUGAACUCUCUGCUCACCCGGACUACUCCUUGACAGUGACAGGCCACUCUCUCGGCGGUGGUAUAGCGGCCAUCGCCACAGCGGCUUUUACAGGCCUCGGCCAUGAAGUCACGACAUACACAUUCGGGGAGCCCAAAAAUGGCGAUCAGGCAUUCGCGGAUUAUCUGGAAAGCCAAAUCCCAGAUGAACACUACUACCGCAUCACCCAUGCCAAUGACGGUGUUCCGCAGAUUCCUCCUGCCUUGCUCGACUAUGUGCACCAUGGGACCGAGUACUGGCAGAAGGAGAAAGGGAAGAAUGAUGCUACCACGACGUUUGUCUGUGGGAAGGGGAGUUCUGAAUGCAACGCUGCGCAGGACUUUGGGGACAAUCCUAUCAAUCGGGCACAUUUGACGUAUACCAGUAGUGUUAUUGGGAGCUCGCUGAAUGUUGUUGCUUGUGGUGCGGAGGAAAUCUAG
Aspergillus puulaauensis is the source of this 855-nucleotide messenger RNA. Its product is annotated as lipase family protein. Gene Ontology annotation, biological process: lipid metabolic process. The record is from RefSeq and is a predicted model, not a curated record. NCBI's taxonomy places the organism in Eukaryota, Fungi, Ascomycota, Eurotiomycetes, Eurotiales, Aspergillaceae. The transcript has 4 exons. Bases 1 to 855 code for a protein of 284 amino acids.